GAGAGCAGGGCAGGGAGAUGAGUGAAUUGCACAGAGGAACAAGGAAGCCAUGCAUUUGGAGCUGCGCUACAGGGUUUUUGCAGCCUUGCUCUGUUUUCCCACCUGGAUGGAGGUAGCUGGUGAUACCAACACAUGCCCAGGUGAUCCAGGAUAUCUUUUGGCCCUCUGCCACACCUGUGAGUUUCUUUCUUGCUUCUCUCGGGAAAUGAACCCUCUGCCAUCUAGUAGCACUGAGAACUACAGUGUGACGAGCUACUGGGCCGUCCAGCAGGUGGAUCAGUGGACAGAGAUGCAGGUCAAGGGAAGGUUGACAGCUAUGAGCUAUGGUGGUAUUCCUAGCUUGCUACAUUUCCUGCCUCUGUUGCCUUUUGUCUUGCCUUUUGUCAUUUGGCAUAUUCUCCCAGCGCCAAGAAGCUGCAAGGAGCUGCUGAGCAAGGGGGAGUUCCUGAGCGGCUGGCACACCAUCUAUCUGCCGGGCUGCCGGCCCCUGAGGGUCUUCUGUGACAUGGAUACCGAUGGAGGGGGCUGGCUGGUGUUUCAGAAGCGGUUGGAUGGGUCUGUUGAUUUCUACCGUACCUGGAAUGACUACAAGAAAGGCUUUGGGAACCAGCUAUCGGAAUUCUGGCUGGGCAACGAAAACAUUCAUCUCCUGACGCGGGAGGGGGAGCACCAGCUGCGUGUGGACUUGGUAGACUUUGAUGACCACAAAACCUUUGCUCAUUACCAGUCCUUCCAGCUCAGGGGAGAAGAGGAGAAGUAUCAGCUUGUCUUGGGGCAAUUCCUGGGUGGCUCUGCAGGUGACUCCAUGGCCGUUCACAGGGGGCAGCGUUUUUCCACCUAUGACAAUGACAAUGACACCGGGGAGCAGAACUGCGCUGUCACUGUGCAUGGAGCUUGGUGGUAUGUCAACUGCUACGCGUCCAACCUGAACGGAGGCUAUCCAAUUGGUGAUCGGAAAGGGCAGCUCUAUGGCAUUGACUGGGCAACUGGCAAGGGCGUUGGCACCUCCUACAAGCGCACAGAGAUGAAGAUUCGCUAAAGAGAUCCCAAUGGAGGCCUAGAAAUCAACCCAAGGGAAUGAGUAAAGCAAAAAUUAAGCAGCUAAA
Messenger RNA from Lacerta agilis (Sand lizard), 1106 nucleotides. Its product is annotated as ficolin-3-like. The transcript has 7 exons. Bases 50 to 1039 code for a protein of 329 amino acids. NCBI's taxonomy places the organism in Eukaryota, Metazoa, Chordata, Lepidosauria, Squamata, Lacertidae. The record is from RefSeq and is a predicted model, not a curated record.